GAUGAAGACGAAGACAUGGAAGUGGGACGAUGUGGAGAAGAGGCUGGUGCAGAUGGGGGUCACGAGUAGAAAGGCCGUCGAUUGCGGGAAGAAAUGGGACAACCUGUACCAGCAAUUCAAAACCGUGCACAAGUUUAUGGGAGAAUCGGGGAAGCCAAAUUUCUUCACACUGUCGCCAGGCGAGAGGAAGGAGCGGGGGUUCGAUUUUCGGAUGGAUGAGCGUGUGUAUUCGGAGAUGGCGGCGAUGACCAGGAGCGAUCACACCAUACACCCCACUACUCUCGCCGACACCGGUGCGACUGGAGGUGUUCAAAUGCCCGGCCCACGCGGAGGUCGGAAUGAAUCCGGCGGUAGUGAGGGGGGCGGGGAUGGACAGGACGAUGAUCAGGAGUCCACGAGGGAUUCUAUCAACGGCGGUGGUGUUGGCGGGGGCAGCAAACGGAAGAAUGUGAGACAGCAGACCUUCGACACGAUUGCAGACGUGAUGAAGGAGCACGGGAGUCUGAUGGCGACAACUGUGGACAGCGCGAGCAAGAGAUAAUUCCGAUUUGCGGAGCAGAUGCCCCCACGGGGCGCCUCGGCGAGGGGCACGAAAGAUGGCGGGGUGGGCGACGGUGGGGAAACCAACAAAGGCAGAGGCCACAUACCCAAGUCGAAAAGGCAGUGCAUCGAUGAUGCUAGCUCCUCACGAACUUACGACUUCCUCGCAGACGAAGUGGCUAUGGUGGACGCGCAAGGGACGACAGGGGUCAUGGGGUUGGGUUUCGGGCGGGAUGGAGUGUCGAGGGAGCAGCUGCAAGCAGUGAAACGCAGCGUUGUUGGCGGUGCUGCCGGGACGGUGCCAAGGACCCCAAACACGGCAGGGGUUGUCGUCACGGGCGCGCGGGUCGCGGGACAAAUUUCGGCGGCGGCAGGUCAAGACGGAAAGCGGGAGGGCAAUGACGGCGACGACCGUCCACUUGUGCCGAGGGGGAAGGGAGCGCCGAAGGAGGAUGAGCUGGAAGAGAAGGCAAAGUUGUGGGUUGAUUGCGACGCUUUCUGGGGUCAGGGUCCCGGGAAACCUUUGAGGGAGGCGGUAGGCGAAUGCACCGACUACUUCGUCGCCAUCGCCAACGGAGACGCAGGAGCUGAGCCGCCUUCGAUGCUCAUCAUGCCGCCGAAUGACGUGCCGCGCUUCAAGAUCGACGACCCGGCGCAGCGUGAUCCAGCUCUCUGCAGAGCGCGCAGCGUGGAGAGAGUACUGCUGCGCACCAUCCACGGUUGGAUCUUUAAAUCUCAGUCGAGGUCGACUGGCUUCUUUCGUGCAGAGUCCUACAUCACCGUCGAUUUCGCCACGGACCUUGCACGAGCAGUUUGGCAGGCCUUGGAAUGGUCGAGAGUGGUAUCCCAUGCACUCGUCUACCACACGUUGGCGAUGAAGAUGGACGUGCCUCUGUGGUUCGCGGGGGUGAGGAUCGAGGACCGCCCGGAAGACGACGACAUGGCGGUGCGGCAGGAGGCGACAAUUCCUCUGCUGGCGGAGUGCUGGACUGAUGCGCUGUGGUGCGGACAGUGGGCGGAUGGCGGGCGUGUAAAACAGGAGAGGUCGUCCAGGCUGGCGGACAGUCUGCGAGAGUUGUUGUGCGGGGUCAUGUGGAUCAUGCACAUGGGAGGUGACGACGAUUGAUCGCAUUACGAGGCAUGGUUGUACGCGUCCAUGGUCGAGAAACCGACGAUGAUAGCGGCGGGGUCGUACAUCUUCAACUGGCGCCGACACGU
This is a messenger RNA of Chara braunii, 1758 nucleotides long. The record is from the annotation of a GenBank genome assembly. Lineage: Eukaryota; Viridiplantae; Streptophyta; Charophyceae; Charales; Characeae.